Molecule: messenger RNA, 3167 nt
Organism: Darwinula stevensoni
Lineage: Eukaryota; Metazoa; Arthropoda; Ostracoda; Podocopida; Darwinulidae
Source: the annotation of a GenBank genome assembly
UUUUUUUUUUACUUCUAGGAAUGAGAUAAGUAGCCGUGCAUCACUGCUGUGAUGGCUACUAUCAGUCGCUAGAAUGAAUUUGAUCCCUCACUAUUUUUUCAAAAUCAUUUCAGUCAGCCUGUGAUUCUAUUCCUAGGUUGACAUGUAUUAUAACAUAACUUCACUCAAGUAAAUUCAUAGCGACUGUAGAUUUAUCAACCAUUAAAGACACAACGGGAUCGACAGUACCAGCACCCUGCAGACAUCACAGACAGAGAGUAGCUCUGCUUUGACUGGGCAGGAGAGAUUUCUUGCCAUUUUCCCAAAGGAGAAAAUUUCUUGCCAGCCCAACAUAGUUCAUCAUGUCUUGCUGCUUGAGUGAAGAACAGAAAGAGAAGAAGAGAAUCAAUGCUGAAAUUGAAAGGCAGCUUCGUAAGGACAAAAGAGACGCCAGGAGGGAGUUGAAGCUACUACUGCUUGGCUAAACGCCUGUCCAGUGAGCGUGAAUCUGCUGGAGUGAAUGGGCAUAGUGAUUGCGGAAGGACGCCUAUAUAAACCAUAAUAAGCCAUCUGUGUUAGGAUAAUGGGAAACAUGACCUGUUGUCAAAGUGAAGAAGAGAAGGAACAGCAGCGCAUAAACAGGGAAAUUGAGAAAGAGUUGAGGCGAGGGAAACGUGAUGCACGUCGAGAGCUCAAGCUACUUCUUCUGGGGACUGGAGAGUCAGGGAAGUCCACAUUCAUCAAGCAGAUGCGAAUCAUCCAUGGCAGUGGAUAUUCUGAAGAGGACAAACGUGGAUUCAUCAAACUUGUCUAUCAGAACAUUUUCCUUGCCAUGCAGUCGAUGAUUAGGGCCAUGGAGCUCCUCAAAAUCCAAUAUGGGAACCCUAAGUGCCAGGAUAAGGCAGAACUUGUGAAAUGUGUGGAUCAUGAGACAGUGACAACAUUUGAGGAGCCCUAUGUGAGUGCCAUUAAAGCCCUCUGGCUAGACUCGGGAAUCCAAGAGUGCUACGACCGCAGGAGGGAAUACCAGCUCACCGAUUCUGCCAAAUACUACUUGUCAGACUUAGAUCGAAUAGCAGCCCCCUUGUACCUCCCCACGGACCAGGACAUCCUCAGAGUAAGGGUACCCACUACUGGGAUCGUGGAGUAUAUCUUUGACCUCCAGGAGAUUCGGUUCAGUUACCUGGAUGACAUAGAUCGCAUAAAAGCAGUCGACUACAUCCCGACUGUCCAGGACAUCCUGCGUGCCCGUGCUCCCACAACAGGGAUCCUGGAAUAUCCUUUCGAUCUUGACUCCAUCAUUUUUCGGAUGGUGGAUGUUGGAGGGCAGCGAUCAGAGCGACGCAAGUGGAUUCAUUGCUUUGAGAAUGUCACAUCCAUCAUCUUUCUUGUCGCCUUAUCUGAAUAUGAUCAGAUUCUCUUUGAAUCAGACAAUGAGAAUCGGAUGGAGGAGAGCAAGGCCCUGUUCAAGACGAUCAUCACUUACCCAUGGUUUCAGCAGUCCUCUGUCAUUCUCUUCCUCAACAAAAAGGACCUGCUCGAGGAGAAGAUAAUGUAUUCACACCUUGUGGACUACUUCCCUGAGUAUGAUGGUCCUCAGAAAGACCCGAUAGCUGCAAGGGAAUUCAUCCUUCGAAUGUUUGUAGAACUUAAUCCUGAUGCUGAGAAGAUUAUUUAUUCUCAUUUCACGUGUGCCACAGAUACGGAGAACAUCAGGUUUGUGUUUGCAGCUGUGAAAGACACAAUACUUCAGUUGAAUCUGAAGGAAUAUAACCUGGUGUAGCAAAAGAGAGAGAUAUGGACUCUUAAAAGAGAGACAGAAGGAAAACAAAGGAGAGAGCAGAAAUAAAGCAGACACACAUGCUAGUCUGUAUCCUCUUCCAUCCAGCCAGCUGUCAAUUUUCCCCCUCUCUCUUUUUCCAUUGCUCACAAACUGUAUUGUUCGUCCUGUUUUUCAUCGGUGCUCUCUCUCUUUCUCUCUCUCUCUCUCUCUUCUCUUCCGUCGCGUCGGAUCUCACGCUUCCUUGUUUUUGUUCGUCCUCGUGCUCCCUUUUUCAAUCUGCCACGCUCAACACAAAAUACAAGACAGAAUGAGCGAUUAUUCGUCAUCACUGCGUCAGUGUCAGCGGUGCUGGUCUCGAAACUCUCGAUCCAAGUGCCUGCAUCCCUGUGACCUCCGAACCACAAGUGAAGGAAGACCCGAAAGAACUCCCGAACCACAUUGAUCGUCCCGAUCGGGAAAGAGACGCUCGGCCGUCGUCUCGAUCGGGAAGGACGCCUGGCUCUGGCGACUGUGACGGGAAAAUGUGUUCUCGCCUUAGGGAGAGAACAUCAUGUGGUCUUUUUUUUAAUCCUACGAGUGUAGCACGUGGCUUCGGACUGAAUGCUGCCCGACAAAGAGAAUCCACAUUCAUUUUUUUAUGUGUGUGAUUAUUAGAAUGAUGAUGAUGAUGCAAACAACUUUCAGCUUGGGUUUUCCCAUCCCAUUUGUUCCCCUCAAUCUCUGUCUGACAAGUGAGAUCCACCACUGCGCAUGCUCUAGUCAUCUUCGACAUUGCGCUUGCCUUCUCAUUUUUUCCUGGUUCCCCCUUCCCCCUCUUUCUCUCUUUCUCAGUAAGACAAUACCUACAUUCUAUUGAUAACAAUCUCCCUCCUUUCUCAGAGUGUGCUAGAACGGGAUCCUUCAUCUGUGCCAAACUGUCUUUCGGUUUUCUUCUCAUCUCAUUUUUCAUCUCUAUUUACAUCAUCGGUUCAUUCAGUGAUCAUUUCGCUUGCAAAGCCCUAGUCAGUAUGCCCUGGGACUUCUCGGGCGACCCACGUGACGUUUUCAUCUCCCUUUUUUUGUUCGCUUUGUUCAUGACAAAACACAAGGGUCCACAGUAUAUGAUUGACUUUGUCUUUUUUAUGAUGGGUGAUCAAGAUGUUUUCUAUAUUAUCAUCAUUUCCUCUUCCUCCAUUUGCCUAUGCUUUAUUUCCCCCCUUCAUGAGUGUGUUCCUCCCUCUCGUCCUCUCUCGUUCUCCCAUCUUCGAGUUCGAGCUGCCAGCCGACGACAAUGUUGCGUGAGUGGCCCUGUAUCAUUUUAUGCCGAUUUUACCAUUGCAUUGGUGAAAAAUACACACUAUUACUACAAACAUGAAUUGCUGGGUCAUGGAUUUAAUGACCUAGCUUUAAUUAAUUAAUAAAGGGA